UGAGAGAUUGCCAGAGAGAAAGGAAACGUGAGGAGCCAUAUAGUCUAUCUUCCUGUAACACUAAUUUCUCUGGACCAUUUUGGGGAGGGAAUGAAAAUCUGUAACAGAACAUUUUGAAUAUAUUUAAAAAUUUUAAAGGAACACUAGGACUUAAAAGCAAAAUUCUCCAGAAUUUUAAAGCUAAAACCUGACAUUGCUAAGAAAUUCCGUGUUUGUGGGGGCAGAAUUCAGGCUCCUUCCGCUGCUGGGGCUGAUUCCCUUUGCGCUGAGGUUGGGGGUCAAAGCCCGGGCCCUGGCACCGAGUAAAGGCAGCUAUUGUGAUCCCCGGAGGCCGGGGAGGGGAGGCUCAUUGCCCACGGGUGAGACCCAGCCAAAGGUUCUGGGAAAGAGCGACCCUGCGUCCCCGCUCUCCUCUCGGCGACAGGUUCUGAGCGCGAGGGAGGGGCCAGCCGCGGAGUCACUGACUCCGCCCCUCCUGCUCCGCCCUGUUCACUCCGCGUGGUCUUCACUACAUGCAGCGCAGACCCGGUGGUCCCUCUGCAGCUUGGGAUUGGAGUGGAUCGGUAAGGAGAACCGCGACUCCCCAAGAGGUCGGACUGUGACUUUUCCCCAGAAAAGAGAUCGAGGAAGGCGCUCUGUGAGCAAAACUGGACCGGCUUCCGACGACAAGCCUGGAACGGAGAGUCCUGGAGUCCCGAAGGACAAGUGAGCGGCCCCAGGAGAAGGACAGACCGGGGUCACCCAUCCAGACCGCCAUGGCGGCGCUCGCCCGCCGUCUGUGCCACAUCGCCUUCCACGUGCCCGUGGGGCAGCCCCUCGCCCAGGACCUGCAGCGUCUCUACGGUUUCCAGCCCCUGGCAGUGCGGGAAGCAGACGGCUGGUGGCAGCUGGCCCUGCGCAGCGGCGACGCGGUCUUUUUGGUGAACGAGGGUUCGGGACCCCGAGACCCGUUGUACGGCCUGGACCCUCAUCAUGCUGUGCCCAGCGCUACCAACCUGUGCUUCGAUGUGGACGAUGCGGGCGCCUCCGUCCGCGCGCUGGCCGCGCGGGGCUGCAGCGUGCCAGUGCCCCCUGUUAGUGUGCGGGAUGUGCAGGGCACUGCCAUCUAUGCUGUGGUCAGCUUGCCGGCAGGCAACCUCAGCCUGACGCUGCUGGAGCGCUCCAGCUCCUGUGGGCCCUUCCUACCCGGCUUCGGGCCAGUGCCCUCCGCAACAGGCCCAGGCUGGGUCAGCCAUGUGGACCACCUGACCCUGGCCUGCACCCCUGGCAGCUCUCCUACACUGAUGCGCUGGUUCCACGACUGUCUAGGCUUUCGUCACCUGCCACUGAGCCCAGGUGAGGAUCCAGAGCUGGGCUUUGAGGUGGCAGCAGAAUCUGGGCAUGGGGGGCUGAGGCUCACCGCCCUGCAGACCCCUCCAGGCAGGACUAUCCCCACCCUCCUGCUGGCCGAAUCCCUGCCUGGGGCUGCCAGUGGACAUGAUCAGGUGGAACAGUUCCUGGCCCGGCAUAGGGGGCCGGGGCUGCAGCAUGUGGGGCUGUACACCCCAAACAUCAUGGAAGCCACUGAGGGGGUGGCAGUGGCAGGGGGCCAGCUCCUGACUCCUCCUAAGGCCUACUACCAGCAGCCAGGCAAGGAAAAGCAGAUCCUAGCUGCUGGGCAUAAGCCUAGCCUGCUGGCCCGACAGGGGAUCCUGCUAGAUGGUGAUAAAGGCAAGUUUCUGCUUCAGGUCUUCACCAAGUCACUCUUUCCAGAGGACACCUUCUUCCUGGAGCUAAUUCAGAGACAGGGGGCCACAGGUUUUGGCCAGGGCAAUAUCCGGGCCCUAUGGCAGUCAGUGCAGGAGCAAGCUGCCAGGGGCCAGGAAGCCUUAAAGACGGCUUAAGGUGGGGGCAGCCAUGGGUCCUGGAGCCCUGAGGAAUCCAGCAUAGGGCCUGCAGAAACAGAAACACAUACAGAGGCCUGGAGUGAAAGGCUUUGUCCCUAAGGGUCAGGUGUGGCUUCCAUCUCAUCAGUACCUGCCAGAAGUUGAAUCUCUCACUGAGGUCCAAAGAGGUGGGAUUUUGAUUUUAACUAUGAGUCAUUCUUACAUAGUCUGUAUCUUAAUAUAUAUGUCAGAUACAAAGAAUAAUAAAAGAAUUACAUGAUUAGAAAA
Manis pentadactyla (Chinese pangolin) is the source of this 2153-nucleotide messenger RNA. It is a transcript of the gene HPDL, whose product is annotated as 4-hydroxyphenylpyruvate dioxygenase like. The record is from RefSeq and is a predicted model, not a curated record. Gene Ontology annotation, biological process: aromatic amino acid metabolic process. NCBI's taxonomy places the organism in Eukaryota, Metazoa, Chordata, Mammalia, Pholidota, Manidae. Gene Ontology annotation, molecular function: 4-hydroxyphenylpyruvate dioxygenase activity. The transcript has a single exon. The coding region runs from base 756 to 1883 and encodes 375 amino acids.